UAGACUGUGGCAAAUUGGCAAUGAUGAAGCGUUGCCAACUGUAUAACGAUCAGAUCUUAUAAUAACGUUGUCCCAUACAACAAUGUCGACAAUAUGUUUGUGAUAAUGCCAAACAGAAGUUGCACUCCCGUUGAAAUGGCAGGCGAAGAGAAGACGGCGGUGACCGCCUCAGUUCUUCUCCGCCUCGUCCACGACGUCGCUCGUGUCUCCGCCUCGGGCUUCUCUGGAUUUUUCAAGAGAGAAUGCACAGAAUUGGGGAGAAGAGUCUCACUUUUGGCCCAGUUUAUUGAAGAAAUUGAGGAUUACGAGAUAAUUCAAGAAAAUUGUGGAACGGACUCUUCUUCUCUCUCGAAUUCUGGCUUCGUUGAUCUGAACUUAGCUCUUCAGGUUUCAAAAAGACUCAUGUUAGCUGCUAAUCACUUUGAUAACUCCGAGUCCACUUGUGAUGGUGCAAAAAAGAAAAUUCUCUUCCAAUUUCAGUGUGUAACAUGGAAAUUGGAGAAAGCAUUGGAUAAUUUGCCUUAUGAUGAUUACAACAUAUCGGAAGAGGUGCUAGAUCAGGUUGAAUUAGUGAGGUCACAGUUGAGACGAGCCGGUGAAAGACACGACCGCCCUCUGAACUCGAGCUUACCUCAGCCAUUAGACAAAGAGAUUGGAUAUUUACAUGUAGACAAUGUAACCAAAGCUAGCACGAAAACGGAGGGUGUGGGAGAAGGCGUUGGGGCCGUAGAUCAAUUCUUGAACGAGGUUUUGAUUGAAAACGAUGUAACCAACUCAUCCAUUUCGUCUGAGGCUGUUGUCUUUAAGGAAGGUGGGACUCCGGGACUCAAUACCUCGUCAGGCAAAGCAGUAGAGGAAAACAAAAAGCCCGGUUCUGUUUGUAUUCCUGAUGAUCUGCGCUGCCCUAUCUCUCUCGAGCUCAUGAGAGAUCCGGUUGUUGUGGCCACCGGACAGACAUAUGAGAGAUGUUAUAUACAGAGAUGGGUUGACUGUGGCAACACAACAUGCCCAAAAACGCGGCAGAAGCUGCAGAAUCUCACUCUCACUCCGAACUAUGUAUUGAGAAGCCUUAUAUCUCAGUGGUGCCUGAAGCAUGAUGUGGUUCAGCCGACUUCAUUAGUAAAAGGGAGGCUGAAAAGAAGCGAUGGAUCAUUUCGUGAUGCCAGGGGGGAUAUUGCAGCCAUAGAAGCCCUUGUGUGUAGGUUUGCUAGUCGUUGUGUCGAGGAAAUUAGGGCUGCUGUGGCUGAAAUCCGAUUGCUUUCUAAGCGAAGCACAGAUAACAGAAUCUUGCUUGCAGAGGCAGGAGCUAUUCCAAUUUUGGUUAAUCUCUUGACAUGUAAUGAUGCUGAGAUUCAAGAUAAUGCAGUGACCUCGAUUCUCAAUCUCUCCAUCUACGACGAGAAUAAAGAGCUCAUCAUGCUAGCCAAUGCAGUCCCCUCCGUUGUCCAAGUCCUUAGAGAGGGAAGCGCGGAGGCAAAGGAAAACGCUGCAGCAACCCUCUUUUGCUUGUCCCUGGCAGACGAGAACAAGAUAACCAUCGGUGCAUCCGGGGCAAUACCUGCCCUGGUGGAUCUACUCCAGAAUGGGAGCUCAAGAGGGAAGAAAGACGCUGCCACCGCCUUGUUCAGCCUGUGCAUCUAUCAGGGAAACAAGGGACGCGCUGUGAGGUCCGGCAUUGUGGCAGCACUGAUCAAGAUGCUUACAGAUUCGAGCAGUAUGGUUGAUGAAGCUCUUACCAUUCUCUCGGUUCUUGCCAGCCAUCACGAGGCAAAGACAGCCCUUGUGCGAGGCAGCAUGAUACCUGUCUUGACAGAGCUUCUUCGAACGGAGCUGCCUCGUUGCAGAGAGAAUGCUGUGGCUAUUCUGCUGUCUUUGUGCAGGAGAGACAGCGUGAAUCUUGCGUGCCUGAGCAGGCUCGGAGCAGCAACGGCGCUGUCGGAGCUGGUGGAGUCGGGCACGGAGAGAGCCAAGAUGAAGGCUGCAUCUUUGUUGGAACACCUUAGGAGCUGUCAAGAGGUGUGAUCUGAUUCUUCACUCACUCAUUAGUCAUUUGUUCAUUGGAUUUUUUGUAUUAAACGGUGAUGGUUCUGCGAAUUUUUGAUGUUAGUAAAUGCUGGAAAAUACAGAUCACGA
Molecule: messenger RNA, 2133 nt
Organism: Salvia splendens (bonfire salvia)
Lineage: Eukaryota; Viridiplantae; Streptophyta; Magnoliopsida; Lamiales; Lamiaceae
Product: U-box domain-containing protein 11-like
Exons: 4
Coding region: 94-2022 (642 amino acids)
Biological process (GO): protein ubiquitination
Molecular function (GO): ubiquitin-protein transferase activity; protein binding
Source: RefSeq, a predicted model, not a curated record